This is a messenger RNA of Pungitius pungitius (ninespine stickleback), 1826 nucleotides long. Its product is annotated as maternal B9.15 protein. The transcript has 5 exons. Gene Ontology annotation, cellular component: nucleus; cytoplasm. NCBI's taxonomy places the organism in Eukaryota, Metazoa, Chordata, Actinopteri, Perciformes, Gasterosteidae. Bases 179 to 1012 code for a protein of 277 amino acids. The record is from RefSeq and is a predicted model, not a curated record. Gene Ontology annotation, biological process: negative regulation of cell population proliferation; negative regulation of mitotic cell cycle.
AGUGAGUCACACUGACGGUAAUUGCGUUUCUGUUGCGGCAGCAUGGAGAGCUGAGCUGAGAACAAGGAAGCAACAUGUGCCGACCAUAAUAAGUGCCACAUACCCGCGAGGACAGCCACGAGACAAGAGGCGAGGACGCCCGACGAGUGUCCUCAAGUCCAACACGUAUUAUCUCACCAUGAAAAGAGAGGUGAAGGCUGGAGUGAACUUCCUCAAAAGCCUGGCCUUGGCACGUGGCAAACUCACUGAAGCCAAAGCAGAAUUGUUUGCAGAGAAGCUACAGAACCUUUUAUGCAACAAAUACAAUGACCACUGGUACCCUGACAGUCCCAGCAAAGGUCAAGCAUACAGAUGUAUUCGUAUAAAUAACGGAGGACCCUGUGAUGAAGAUAUUCUGAAGGCUUGCAAAGAGAGCGAUGUCACACCCAGCGAACUAAGCUUUCCGCGCGAGAUCACAGUGUGGAUCGACCCCCUGGAGGUGUGUGCGAGAUCUGCAGAGAACGGCCGGCCGUUCGUUGUCGCCUGUUUCGAAGGCGACUGUGCGGAAGAAAAACAGGCGGACUCUGUAAACCUGGACACAUCCGAUUACCACUCUGCUACCUCUUCGGAUUGUAGUUCCACUGCGUCCAGUGACACAGAGGAGGAGGCAAAAAACGGUGAGACGCAGGGAGAGAAGAAGAAAGAAGGAAAGGACCUCAUCAAGAAGAAUGCAGCAGAAGGCUACAGCUACACGAUACCAAUGGUUCCCAGGAUUCGGAAGCGGCACGGGGAGGGAACAAAUGCGAAUAAAUACGUCAGAAAUAUGCUUCCCGCCACCCUCCAGUACUUCUACCACCCUGCACCAGUGUGGCCUCAGUACAAGAAGGGCGCUCCAAAGUUUCUCAACUCCGUGUGCGCGCCUCCGCCGCCUCCACCCCAGCAGGUAUUUGGCUACUACAUCUUGCCGCAGCCAUCUCCUCAGUUCAUUCUGCCUCAAGCCACCCUGCAGCCGUGGGGAGCCGUGAAGGGUUAGAGCGCCCAGGAAGUGCGGGGUGCAGACGGAUGGAGCUCCAGCUCCUUCAACUGAGCCAUGUCUUGUCAGUUUUCUGAUUUCAAGGCCAAGAAAUAACUUUUAAAAAUAUGUGUAGCUCAAAGUUAUUUAAUGUACAACAUGUAAUUAUUCCUCCUUUUCACUUUUGGAGGCUUGUUAUUCAUAACUCAGGACAUCUCAGCAAUAUCCUUCACACCAAAUAUAUGUGUUGUUUCUUUUGUUAUGUCAAUCUGUCGUUUCUCUGACCAAAAUGUGAUACAGGGGUUUAAAAGUGUCUAUCUGUAUUUUAAGAAUAAUAUUUUUACUAAACUGCUUAUAUAUAAUACGGAAUUUUCAUACCAUAUACAGAUGCACAUUUUCUAAUCUUAACAUCGUUUGUUCUAAUUUAUUUGGCCACCAGUGGAUGGCACUCAACCUACAGCUAACCCAUACAAUGAUAUAUUUUUGUAGGAACAGCUGCUGUAUUUUAAAAAUGUAACCUCACAAAAAAUAAACAUGAUUUUAUGUAGCUUAAAUAUCUCAGCUGCUCAUGUGUGGCCUGCUUAAAGCUGAAUCUUUUUUUUAAUUAUUGUUGGUGACUUCCUUUGCUAGGGAAAUCUGGUACAGCUAUAUAUCCUUUAAUAGUUCUCCCCCUCUGGCGCGUGUAUACUGUGAUUGUUUGAUGUAUUUAAUGUCCAUGCAACCUUAAAAUGAUUCUGUUUUGCUUAAACCUUUUGCACUAGACCUUUAGCUUCUGAAUGCAGCAGAUUAAAUCCACUAAUACCUAAAAUCGUUGUGUUCUUUUGGGGUUAGGGUU